AUGAAUGGUGAGCAGCUUCAAGACUUUCUCACCGAUCUAUCGAAAACAUCCAUCAGAUCGAAUGGUCACGACGAUGUGGAGAUCACGAAGAAACUUCUUGACAAAUGGGCUCACAAUACGAUGUUGUGUGCCAACUACAUCACUGUGAAUUAUAGGGACGUUGACUUGGUACAGCCUCUUGUUGCGCAGAUUUUAGCUCUAUACUAUAGAGGAGUGCUCAGACAGUAUGCGUUGCAGUAUAUCCCGUCCUUCAUUGGCACUUACCUGUAUGCGUUAUCCAAAAGACAACAGAAGAGUGUAGCCGUAUUCGAGACCUUCUUUCUUGCUGUUUAUAACGAGGAAAUUCUAGAAGGUGGUCCCGGAUCUGACAGAUUGGUGAAAAAGGUAGUGUGGAUUAUGUUAUUAUCCAAAGAAGAAAACUAUUGCAUAGUCUACCUGGCAACAGAUGUUGUGUCUCGACACGUCUGUCUGGUUACAAUUUCAAUUUGUGAGAGCGGAUUCUCUUUCCCGGAAACGAACUUUGUUAGUAAAGUGAUGGAUUCACAACAAUCGUGUGAGGUCAUUGAGGAUCAUUCUAAGAAGCCACGUCAACACGUAAAUUCCGCCUUUCUACUGGAGCUACUAACUGGUGUCUAUAUGGCGCUUUUCAACGGUGCUCCUGAUGUUGCACUACGGGCAAUUGAUGCUGUGCACCAGCGGGCUCAGUAUGAGAUUCUUGCCGAUGUUAUUUUAGUCAGUUGUUCACAUUAUUUUUUUAGAAGUUCCUUAUUUUCUAAAGAAAAACGGCGGAAAGGUUUGGUUACUAAUGCAAGUUUACGAAUACGAAAGAUGCCAGAAGAUAUACCCAUUCAACCUGAGUUAAAAGAGAAAGAACAUUCAUCGAUACUCGAGGAGGGUUAG
Molecule: messenger RNA, 900 nt
Organism: Angiostrongylus costaricensis
Lineage: Eukaryota; Metazoa; Nematoda; Chromadorea; Rhabditida; Metastrongylidae
Source: the annotation of a GenBank genome assembly